Messenger RNA from Penicillium verhagenii, 1218 nucleotides. Its product is annotated as FAD-dependent oxidoreductase. Gene Ontology annotation, molecular function: FAD binding. The record is from RefSeq and is a predicted model, not a curated record. Bases 1 to 1218 code for a protein of 405 amino acids. Gene Ontology annotation, biological process: secondary metabolite biosynthetic process. The transcript has a single exon. NCBI's taxonomy places the organism in Eukaryota, Fungi, Ascomycota, Eurotiomycetes, Eurotiales, Aspergillaceae.
AUGGCCUCCAACCACGUCGCAAUCAUCGGCGCCGGCCUCUCAGGCCUCGCACUAGCUCUCGCCCUGAACAAACAAUCAAUCCCAUGCACAAUCUACGAAUCCCGCCCCGCCUCCCUCGACAUCGGCGGCGCAAUAAUGCUCUCCCCAAACGCCCUCCGCAUCCUCGACGCCAUAGAUAUCUACAAAACCAUCAAGCCCCGCGGCUACGAAUUCACCAACCUCCACUUCUAUAACGACAAAGCCCCACUGGACUCCUAUGAGUUCGGCAACAGCCAAAAAUACGGCUACGAUGCCCUCCGCAUCUACAGGCACGAACUGAUCGACGCCCUCGUCACAGCCGUCAAGGACCGCGGCAUCGCCAUCGAAUACGGCAAGAAGUUCACGGCCGUUACCUCCGAGACCGACACAGGCGUGAUCUGGUCCUUCGAAGACGGCACGACCGGCAACGCAUCCUGCCUCGUCGGCGCCGACGGCAUCCAUUCGCGCGUCCGCAAGUACCUCUACCCGGACCUGGAGCCGCGCUUUACCAAUGCCGUCGGCGUGACAGCCGCCGUGCCUACGGCCCAGCUGGGCGCAGAGCAUGGGUACGAAAUCCCGCUUACGCUUAUGAACGGCAAGCACGGCGCGUUUGUGAUUGCGCCCCAGCUGCGCGAUGGGUCGGAGGUUCUGAUCGGGAAGCAGAAGCGCGCUGCAGAGCUGGACCGGCAGGGGUGGAACGAGUUGCUGUCUAAUAAGCAGUGGUGUGUGGAUUUCCUGCGCGAGGGCGCAGAGGACUUCCCGCAGAUUGUCCGCUCGGCUGUUUCGGAGAUCCCGCUGGACAAGAUUAACCUGUGGCCGUUUUAUGUGGUGCCGAAACUUGAGGCGUGGGCUUCGGCGCGGUCGAGGGUUGUUAUUCUGGGUGAUGCGGCGCAUGCUAUUCCGCCUACGGCCGGGCAGGGCAUUAACCAGGCGUUUGAGGAUGUUUAUACCUAUGCGCUUGUUUUGGCUGAGUGCCAGGGGACAAGUCUUGCGGGUGGCUUGAAGAAAUGGCAGGCUGAAAGGCAGGAUAGGGUUGAUCGAGUUCUGGAGCUCAAUCGGCAGAUCGAUGCGAGGCGAAUGCCGAAGGAUGGGGAUUCUGUGCCUUCGCAGUUGGAUAGCAAGCCAUUUGAUUUGGGUUGGCUUUAUAGCCCGCAGUUUGAAGUUAUGGUGGAGGGCUGGCUAGAAGACCUCUCAACUUGA